AUGUGUAAAGAAAUUUUGAAUAUUCUCAAAGACUUGACGCUUUUAAAACAGUAUUGCAAAAAGAAAACGGAUCUUUUAGCUAUUCUACAAUCAUGCAAAGUGAAAGAAUAUGACGAAAUUUGGCACUCAUUGCAUAAAAUACUGGAAGAAAAUACAAAUACUGAUAAACUGAUUUACGAUGAAGAGAAUUCAAUUUUACUUUUCAGGGAAGAAAAUGAUAGACAAUAUCUAUUGGCAUGUAUAAAUUUCAUUUUAAUAUAUUUGCAACAUCUGACUAAUGGUGAAAAGAAGAAGAAAAAGCACAUAAAAUUGGACCCCACUUUUUGCACCAUUUAUUGUAAAAUCAUUGAAAUUCAAUUCAUGCUAAGCGACAAAGAUGUGAGAAUGUCCUUUGGCAAAUGUCUAUUCCAGAUAUGCGAAUUAAAUUUAGAAGAAAAUGAAUUUUUGGAACAUGUGAAAAUAAACCUGUUGAUAUUCUUAUUAUGGAAAAUGGCUUCUUCAGAUGGAAAGUGCUCAGAUAUUAGUAAACUCAAAAAAUACAAAGAUUUUUGCAAGUACAUAAAAUGGGGAGUGUCAGAAAGGUCUACCAAUUCGUUUUACGUGCUCUGCUCCUACUCUCUGAAUCUUCCCAAGUUUUAUGAAAACGCUGAGGGGAAAUUCUUUUUGUCUCAUGUUUGGUCUCAAAACGAAAGCAUAGCAUCUCACCUUUUUAACAAAUUUGUACACAACACAGUAACCCUGUCACAUGACAGUAUCAUUCACUAUUCUCAAAUCAUUUAUGAGUCAUGGAAGAACUGUUCGGGAAAAAUGAAAGAGAUAAUAGAGAUCCAAAUUGAGCACCUUGUAAAUUUGGCCCUAAAAUGUCCAAUUAAGAUCGCUGCUCGUUUCAGGAGUUUGCUGAACAUUUUUCACAACAAUAAGGGGGACAAGAAUAUCAACAAUUUAAUAUUCAAAAUUUACGAGCCGGUUAUAUGGAGAAGUCUAAUGUCGCCUAAUUGGAAACUUCGCUUUAACGCGACAUGCAUUUUUCAGCUGAUUUUCCCUGUGGUGGACCCGUGCAUAAAGAACAUAAACUAUCUUUCCUCAAUGGAGAAAGCUUACCAGGUCCUCUUUGAAUUGGCUGAGGAUGGAAAUGCCUGCGUCUUGCAAGCCGUAGCCAAGUGCAUAUGCUAUAUCCUGAAUGAACUAUGGGAAAUGAUAGUCGAAGACAAAAGGUCUGCACUCAUGGAAAUACUCAUUAACAAAUUUUUAAAAGAAAAAUGUUACGAUAAUGUAAAAACAGAAGUUGUGCUAGGUUUUUGUGAAAUGGCGAGAAAUAAAAAGAUAAAUAAAAUUUUUAUAAAAAUAUUUGAUAGAAUAAAAUAUCUCAUUUGUGAUAAAUGCUUAAGAGUAAGAAAAAAUUUUGUCCUUUUGGUGUUAGAGCUGAAUAAAAAUUUGAAUGAAAAUUUUUCAAAUCAAAUUGAUUACAAUGAAUUGACAAAAAGGAUAACAAAAGACUUAUUUACUUAUAAUAUCCAGUUGUGUAUAAAAAAAAUGUCUUAUUCGAAACAUGGACAUCAUGAGAAAAUGAAAAAUAAAGAAAUUUGUGAAUUUUUAAAAUUAUCUACAAAUUUAAUCACAUAUUCUAUGUGGAAAUCUACCAUAAAACAACAAGCAAAGUUGUGUAUAAAUCUACUAAAUGAUUAUCCAGUACUAAUGAUUUGUAUAAGUAAAUUUGCUACAAAUUUGGAGCUCAUACAAAGAUAUAAAUUGUCUUCUGUUCUAUUUGAAAUUACUAAUCUUAAAUUGAGAGAAGAGGGGAAUUCUGCUUUCCUUGAAAAGACAAACACGCAUCAAACGGAGCUCAGCACGGAAGAGUUAGUCUCCCUUCCAGACACUAAUGAUGAUACAACCAUAACGGAAGAAAACAGAAAAAGAGUUAAGAAUGGAUCCACUAAAUGGAUGAAAGAAUUUGUACAGAAAUUGUCUGCACGUUUUCCCCAAGUACACGAUUCAAAAGAAAAACUUAAAGAUCCAAACUUAAACAGAAAAUAUGUGAAAUACUCAUGUCUGCUUCUUUGUGUGGCGUAUCUAUUAAAACCAAAAAACGAGGAAGAAAUCGAAAUAUGCAGAUCAGAAGAAAUUGAAAAUUUUGUGAAAAGUAAAUUUAGAGAAGAAUAUUUUGUGGAUAGUAUAAACACAUUAAUGCAGCAGUAUUAUUUUAAGAUACUUAAAUAUGUUAAUCUGAAUGAGGACAAUUAUAGAGUGAUACAUAAGUAUGGUCAGAAGGAAUUAAAUUCUUUAUAUACACUUAAUAAUGAACAUGUAUGUGCAAAAUAUAUUAUUCCCCUAUUUUACAAGUGGGGUUUACUUGAUUCGUUUGUUUCGAAACAUAUGAACGUUUUAAACAUCUCAAUUGAAUCUAUGUUGUCUUAUACUUGUAAUAACUCAGCAUCUGGAUCGAACACUAAAGAGAAUUGCUUUGUUCAUGUAUACAAUACCUUUCAAUCUGUCACAAAAAAUUCACCCGAUACUUUUUCCCUUGGAAGAGUAACGAUCUUAGAGGGAGAAGUGGAUAGCAACAAAAAAGAUGGCUCCUUAGAAGAUAAGAAAGAAAAAGAAAUUUAUAUAAAUAAUGAAAAAGAACUAAAUACAUUGAUUUUUUUUUCACUUAUAGUUAAGAAGAAGAAAUAUCAUCAUAUAAUAUUGAAACCAUUCCACAACAUUAUAUAUAAUUUUGUUCUAAAAUUUAAUUCUUUUCUUUUACACAUUUUUGAAAAAAUAUCACUCAAUGAAUUUCAGUUACCUCUUCAUUUUAUAUCACCUCACUAUGAAGAUAAAAAAGACGAAACAAUUUUGCAGUAUGUGUUGUAUGAUAGAAAUAAGAUAAGAGGAUAUAUGUUUUUAUACAUUUCUUUUUUUUUUCUUUUAAAUUCUUCGAAGCAAAAUGAUUUUUCUUACGAAUGGGAUACAUUAAUUGAGAACACUUUGAGGAGUAUUCAUUUCAUUAGUUCUAUUAAAUUUAAAAACGAAAUUGAAAUUGUUACCUGUGAAAAAUCGACAAGUUAUCACACAGAAUAUCACAAUAAUUUCAUUGAAAAACGGACCAAAUGGAAAACUUAUAUAAAUAGGAUCCUUCAUUUCUUUAUAUACUUCCUAGAUAUGAUCGAAUACACAAUCGCAAUGAAAAUGAUACUCGUUGAGGAUCUUGAUUUUAAUGAUUUAGUAAAGAAUAUGUUUAUGUUCUACAAAUGUUACGAACUUGUUUGGGUAUGCAGAAUGGAGGGAAAAGACGGAUGUUUAAAUGAAGGAGAAAAUGAAUCUGAAGAGAAUGAGGGAGUUAGAGAGAUGUACUUGAAGGUUUGGAGUAGAAUAAGCGAAUUUCUUCUAUUCAUAUUAAAUUUUGAUUACUUUGCAAAAAAAACUGAAAUGAAGUUGUCCAUAUUACAUACGUUUUUUUCAUUUACGUAUGAAUUUGUUCGUAAGGAAGAUAUAGAACGGGUUAUCAAUAAAUAUGCAAUUUUAGUUAAUGAAAAAGAAAUAUUUUUCAGUUUUAUAAAAAAUUACAAAAAAAAUAUGAGCACAACAAGCUACAUGAAAGAAGGGCAAAUAAAUUAUAUUCAAAACAUUUUAGACAAUAUUUUAAUGCCAAAGGAUAAGACAAAAAAAGGAUCCACCUAA
Molecule: messenger RNA, 3660 nt
Organism: Plasmodium gonderi
Lineage: Eukaryota; Apicomplexa; Aconoidasida; Haemosporida; Plasmodiidae
Exons: 14
Coding region: 1-3660 (1219 amino acids)
Biological process (GO): mitotic sister chromatid segregation
Cellular component (GO): nucleus; condensin complex
Source: RefSeq, a predicted model, not a curated record